AUGUCAGGCGACGACGCGGAAUUGAUCAAGUCGCUCAAUCAUCUCGACGUGAAGGACGUCCAGGACACCGACGCUUCGCGUACUCAUGAAGACGUUGAUCGUCGAGUGCUGUCUUCUUCUUUUACCCCCGGCUCGGACGCGGCGGAUUCUGCGGGCGCGGAUAGGCUGACGGAGGUCACUCGAGACGUUGUAUCAUCUCCCCCUACCGAUCGAACCCCCGACGCUCUUCCCUCGUCCAUCCAUCCCGAUUUCUCCGUCCAGACCAGCGACGACUUUCUGCUAGUCACCGACGACGACGUUGGCUUCUAUGUCAACAGAGAUUUCCUCCUGGAACACUCUGAUUUCUUCCGCGACUUUGAAGAGAUGGAUUCAGAUAUCAAACAAGACGAUGCUGGCAAAGGUCGUACCCAAGCCGUGCGAAGAGAUAUGCCGGGGGCGCUGUCAAACGGCUUGCGGGUGGUGUUGCUCAAG
Molecule: messenger RNA, 471 nt
Organism: Cryptococcus wingfieldii CBS 7118
Lineage: Eukaryota; Fungi; Basidiomycota; Tremellomycetes; Tremellales; Cryptococcaceae
Exons: 3
Source: RefSeq, a predicted model, not a curated record